This is a messenger RNA of Glycine soja, 549 nucleotides long. RefSeq lists its product as uncharacterized. The record is from RefSeq and is a predicted model, not a curated record. Gene Ontology annotation, molecular function: RNA-DNA hybrid ribonuclease activity; nucleic acid binding. The coding region runs from base 1 to 549 and encodes 182 amino acids. NCBI's taxonomy places the organism in Eukaryota, Viridiplantae, Streptophyta, Magnoliopsida, Fabales, Fabaceae. The transcript is spliced from 2 exons.
AUGCACAUAGAGACUGUCCAAAGUCUGCCAGAUUCUGGAACCACCUUCGUCUGGAUGUCAAUCUUCAAGAUCAGGAUAUGGAGGCACCAAACUGGCUGCGUUUUUUCUGCAUGGGUGCGCGUGGCAUCUUAUUUGUUAGAUAGUAAUGGAUCGUGGGUUCAAGGUUUUGCUGGUUUAUGCGGAGUCAAGACCAACCUCUAUGCUGAACUACUGGCCAUCCUCAAAGUUCUUCAGAUGGCAUGGGAUUACAAUGGUCAAGCUCUUAUUUAUGAAUCAAACUCUCGCACUGCUUUGUCCCUGACAUUGCAUGGUGCAGAUCAUACGCAUCACUAUUUUCCUCUGAUCUCAAGAAUUAGGAGCUUCCUUCAUCACCCUUGGGAGCUUUCCUUUCAGCAUGAGUUUCGUGAAGCCAACUACUGUGCGGAUUGGCUUGCUAAAUUAGGAGCUAGUUCUGCUAAUCAUCUUCUGGUUUUUUAUAGUUGUCCUAUAGCUAUGGCUCACUUGUCAUUUGCUGAUAACAGAGGGGUUCUGAACCCGCGUGGCUUGUAG